This is a messenger RNA of Adineta steineri, 1704 nucleotides long. The record is from the annotation of a GenBank genome assembly. Lineage: Eukaryota; Metazoa; Rotifera; Eurotatoria; Adinetida; Adinetidae.
AUGCAACAAUUACGAAUCAAAGUUCAACUAGGUGAUGGAAAAAAAGAGCGUCCUGGAAGAUCUUUAUUACAUAAAUUUAUCUAUGUUAUUGAUUUAUUAUCAACGAAAACUAUUGGUGAACUUCUUCAAAUAUUACAAGAACAUAUUGUUAAAGAAUUCUCAUACAGUAAUAUACAAAUAGUUCAAUUAACAACUGAAGAUGGUUUCAUUUUAAGAGAAUCAGAUUUGUGUUCAGCUGCACUCAAAGACAAUGAUCAUAUUAUCUGCGUAGAUAUGAAGAAAUUUGUUGAUACAUACCGUCAAUUUUUUUCCGAUGCUACUGUUUGGUUAGAGCGAGAAGAAUACGAUGCAACUAAUAAAGCAGAACGAAUGAUUCGAAUUGGCCUUAAUAGUAUUUCGCAAUUAUUCAUAAGAUUGUUUGGAACAUAUGAAGUUAAUAGUAUUUAUACAUUUGGAAUUUAUCAACUGAUGGAAAUUGCUAAUGCAAAACGAGAAAACAAAUUGAUUGGUCAUCUUGACAAUACAAUGGAAUUUAAACCACCAUCUCCAGCUAAAUGGUUUCUUGAAUGUCAAUGGGAUUAUGAUGCUGAUUCAAAUACAUGUUUAUUUAUAACAUGUAGUUUAAAAACUGGUUCAAGUGAUGAUACAUGGUUCGGUAAAUUACAAAUUUUACUUGAUCAAUCUCGUAUGUGCAUUGAAAAAGGUGAAAUUACACAUUUGUCUGGUGGAAUGCAUGAUGGUACAAUCUUAACGACUGAACAAUCUCAACGUCUGCAAGAACUUGUUGCUACAAUUCCACCACCUAAACGAACAGGACCACAAAUCAAUACCGAUACUCCUCAGAACUUGAAAUUAACUAAACAUGAAUGUGAAGGUGCAUCAUCACUUCUUAUGAAUUUUUUAUCAGUUCUAUUGUAUUUUCCAAAAAAACCAACAAUACUACCAGAAAUAUUAGGUCGAAAACGUACAGAACCAGGUGAUAAACCUAUUUCAGUCACUAAUUUAACCGUAUACUAUCAAAUAUAUGAUAGUUCAUGGCGGGUGUGUCAAAAUAUUAAAAUUGCGCCUGGUCCUUUCGAUGGCAAAGAUAAAUGGUUACCUGAUCUUAUAAUUAAUAUUGAACCAAAUACUUUGGUUUCAUUUAGUAUUAAAGGAGAAAUGUUAAUCAAAGGAAAAUGUGGAAGAAGCUCGCAAACAAGUGGUCGAGCGCAUACAAGUUUACCACAACCACUGAAAUUAAAAAUUGUUGCUACAGAUAGUUUUGGAAAAGAAUGUUCUUUAAUUGUUGAACAAUUGAAUGAACCACUGGAACUUGUGACAAUCGAUGCAAUGAGAAGAUGGUACACUUCAACAGAAAUUGUCUUAGCAUUUAUUUAUGCUGAUGAUUGUGAUAAUGAUGACAGAAUUUAUGCAUGGAUGAGCAUCCAUGAGAAUCAAUUACGAAUCAAGAAUUUUCAACAAAAUUCCUGUAUAUCAUUCGAUUGGAAAAGUUUUCUGCAGUUACAAUUUGAAGCACAACAAAAUAAAACUACGGAAAAUCAUCUAGAAAAAAUUCAUUAUCAAAAGGAUUCAGAUGAAAUAAAGGCAACUAUAUUGUUCGAUCCAGUUACUUAUAUGGCAUAUGCAGUUCGAUUUGAAGUAUCAACAAAAACAUCAAAAACUGAAGAAAUUGUGCCUAUUCCAAUGGACAAAAUAAAAAAAUAG